AGAGACAGGAGGACCCCUUGUUGCAGUUUCUGCAAGAUCGUGGAACUGGAGAAGAAAUCCUGAACAAACUCAAAAACGACAAGAUUGAUUCGUCAGUAAUUGCACUGAUGUCUGAAGAAGAUCUGGCAAAGUACAUCCCACAUUACGGAGACAGAUUGGCAGCUGUAGCCUUCUGCCGCAACAGUCAUUGUGGAGAUUCAGUAGCAUCUAGACGAGGUCAACUGGAAAGAAUAAGGGCAAAGUGUUGUGCUCCAGACAGCAAGACAGUUAAAAGACAGCUGAAUUGGGAUAAAUUAAAAGGAAACAAAAAUGCAAAGAGACAGGCAAAGAGAUUAGAAAUUGGGUGGAUGAAUUUCAGUGAAGACGACAAUGCUUUCAAACAGGUGCGAACUGUAAAAGGCGGUGGGACCCGGCAUGUCUGCGUGGACAGGCAGACAAAACUCGGAGAAAUCCAAGAAAUGGCUGAGUCCCUUUUUUUCCCAAAUGGUCUCUGCAAGUCUCUAAAACUGACAGACCAUGUCCGCAGGAUCCGUGACUUUGCACAAAACGAGAUUGACCCAGAUUGUACAGUUGAGGAUCUGUAUGAAAAAAACAAAGUUAAAUUACUCAGAUUGUACCUUUGCACCAAGAGAGAUGUUCAAGAGGCGAACAGCUUUACUGAUUCUUCACCAGGAACACCCUCAGACGUCAUAAGAAACCCUUCACAGGAUGUCAAACAAAGUCAAGUAUCAGAACCAGAAGUCAUAAUCGACUUAUCUUCAAUGUCGGACGCAGAUGUGAUAAACCUCUUAAUUCCACAUGCAGAGCUACUGACGUAUGAAGAAUCAUCAAAUGUGGAGUUCAUCAGUGACAACAAUGAGGAAGGAAGAAGACAAGACCAAGGAACUCUAGAAAUUACAACAGAAAUAUUUAGGAUUGAGGAAGAAGAAGACCAAGGUACAGGAGUAUCACAUGCUUUGCCUGAAGCCCAUGAUGCAGCAAUGCAGCGCAACACCUACACUGAUGAUGAAGUAACCGUUGGCCCGUCAUUUAGUCAUUCUGUUGAUCUGGAUGAUACUUUGCCUUGGGAGGGAUCAAAGCCAAAGGUCAUUAUUGUGGUGCGUAGGGGGAACUGCCUUGCUGACCUCCUAGCAGCCUUUAUUGACCCUGAUAUGAUGAACAGAGAUGUGCACAUUAAAAGGAAGCUUCCUAAUGGAGAGCUGGAAGAAGGUGAAGGCUCAGGUGUGCUACGUGACUGCCUAACAGAAUUCUGGGGGGAAUUCUAUAGUAAAUGCACAUUAGGUACCAAUGUUAAGACACCCUACCUUAGGCAUGAGUAUCAAGUUCAAGAAUGGCAAGCCAUCGCUAGGAUCCUUGUGACUGGCUGGACAAAGGUCAGAUAUUUCCCACUGCUUCUCUCACUUCCGUUCUUGGAAGAAUGUCUGUAUGAAACCAAUUAUAGCAGUGUGACAGAGAGCUUCUUGCAGUAUGUCUCGACACAAGAGAGGGAAAUUCUUGAGCUGGCUUUAAAAUCAUUUAACUCUGUUGAGAAAGAUGACCUACUGGAUGUGUUAGAUGCACAUGACUGCCACCUGCUUGCCACUGAAGGUAACAUUGCUGGACUAGUGUCACAGUUGGGUCACAAGAGCCUAAUCCAGACACCAAUGUUUGUAAUUGACUGUUGGAAGCCAAUCUUAAAAACCUUGGCAGAUACUUUGUAUCCACAGAGGCUUGUUGAAAUAGUGGAAGAACGAAUCCCAACUCCAAAGCGUGUAAAAGACCUUCUGGAAUAUCCAAAAGAGAUGACAGCCCCUCAAAACACUGUGGCAAGGCAUUUGCGGAAGUACAUCGGUGAAUCUGACAACACCACUCUGAAGGCUUUCCUCCGGUUCUGCACAGGGGCUGAUAUGCUGUUGGGACACAGCAUCACAGUUCAAUUUAUAGAGACUUCCACAUUCCAGUGUCGACCCCAGGCACAUACAUGUGGGUGCUAUCUGAUGUUACCAGUCAACUACCAAAACUACCCAGACCUCCGUAAUGACUUUGAUCUUAUUCUAAGAAGCUCAGUCUGGGUAAUGGACAUCAUCUAAGUCACGAGCCUAAGAGCACAUGCACACAAUGGCUAGGUCGGAUGUGCUAAUGUGCUUUUAAUUUAUUUUAUAUUCAUUUUAGUUAUAUCUUACCCAGUAUCUGAAAAAGCUGAGUGACUUUGUUAUCUGACAAUUGCUAUGGACCCACACAACAGACUUGUAACCUUAUUCUUUCCAGUUUUCCACAUUGCCAUUAUUAUGAGGGGUCACAAAUGGCUUGUUAAAGCAUUUUUGAAAUGUUAUCAGAAUUAUAGUUGAAACUACUAAAUUCACUUUAGUCAAAUCAGUCUUAACAAUUAUCUACCUAAUUCACUUAAGGUAAAUCAGACUGUCAGAUACAAUGUUUGAUAUGUUUUCUGUUCCACUUAAUAUGCAUACCAGUAUGAAAAUUGGUUAGUUAAGGUUUAUCUGCAUCAUCCUUGGUGAGAAAUGUUGGUAAGUAGGCAUUAGGUUAAGCUUGUUUCUGCUUUAUAAUGGGCCUACCACUAUUCAAAUACCAAUUCAUUUUGAUAA
Trematomus bernacchii (emerald rockcod) is the source of this 2582-nucleotide messenger RNA. RefSeq lists its product as uncharacterized. Gene Ontology annotation, molecular function: ubiquitin-protein transferase activity. Bases 108 to 2069 code for a protein of 653 amino acids. Lineage: Eukaryota; Metazoa; Chordata; Actinopteri; Perciformes; Nototheniidae. The record is from RefSeq and is a predicted model, not a curated record. The transcript has 2 exons.